Schistosoma curassoni is the source of this 1320-nucleotide messenger RNA. The record is from the annotation of a GenBank genome assembly. NCBI's taxonomy places the organism in Eukaryota, Metazoa, Platyhelminthes, Trematoda, Strigeidida, Schistosomatidae.
AUGCACAGUUCUGCUUUCAGCCAUACUGAACCUAUGACUCUAGGUUCUCCUCCAGUAAACUCGAUUGGGACAGGGUCAAGUACUUCACCAGGCACUUGCCAAUAUCUUCCAGGAUUCUUAAUGAGUGAAAAUCCACAGGUCUUAGAGACGGUGUCGACAAGCUCAGAAUCUAAAGUUUCACGCCAAAAUGCAUUUUCACUUACUGGGAAUUCGCACAAUAUACCAGCUUCACAGUAUAACAACAAACUGCAACCACGCUAUUUAAGUCAAGCUCAUGAUUCAAUUGGACGUCGUUUAACAUCACCUCCUACACGAAGUAUGUGGUCAACCGUUGGUGGUGCUGGUGUCCGUUCAAAGCCCAGCGCAGACAAUUUCGGUGGAAUAAAACACAGUACACCAAAUUAUACUCUUGGUUCAUCGACGAAUCCUCCUGUAAAACAAAUAGGUGUUAGUCCUUUCCAGUCGCCGGGUGAUUCUAGUUAUCAUCGAACACCUUUGCAUAAUGUUGUAAAUAAUCGCCCACCUUUAGUUGGGUCACCACUCCAUAAUAACAGUAUUCUUGCAAAUAUAAACGAUGGGAAUAAGAAGCAAGAUGUUAUUAGUACACCUGAUCGUUUAGCGGAGGCUUUGCUUUCACAUCGAAGUUCCAACGACUUUGAUAAUGCGAAUCCACAUGAUUGUUGGGUAACUGUUUUCGGGUUCCCUCCAUCACGAGCUGCAUUUAUUCUUAACCAGUUCGCUCAACUGGGUACAAUAGAAAAACAUGUGAUUACAAACAGUGGUAAUUGGAUGCAUAUUAAAUAUCAAAAUAAAAUGCAAGCUCAUUGUGCUUUAAAUAAAAAUGGUAAAGUAUUCGGGGAUAAUACCAUGGUCGGUGUAUCAGUCUGUAAUGAUUCGGAAGUUAUGAAUGAUGAAAAGUGUGGCCUGUUUUCAAAGCAAACAAACCCAUGUAGCAUGAAUGAUUCCUUAUUCCUUAGUCCAUCAAAUGUUCAUCAUAAUCCAAUGAAUAUGAAACGUACUACUGAUGAAAACUGUAAAACAACAACCGGUGCAAUGAAUAAAACACCAUUACGCGACUUAAGCGGACUAAGGUCGUUGAAUGGUGUCGGCGGCGUUGGUAAUGGUGCAACUAACUCUGGCAUUGAUUCUGCUAAUAUUUUUGCAGACAAAUCAGCAAAUAAUAUUGGAAGACAUAAUUCUAUGCGAUCAUUAGCUGCAUCGACACGACCAACAAAUUUAUCACGAACUACUAGUGUUCGACAGGAUAGAGAUUCAGGAUUAUUUUCUAAAGCAUUAGGUUAUAUGUUUGGCUGGUCAUAG